UGAGAUUGCACCGUUGCACUCCAGCAUGGGAGACAGAGCAAGACUCCAUCUCAAAAAAGAAGAAAAAAAGAAAACAAUAUUGUGAAAGCCAGUCUGGUGGUUGCACAGGGCUGAAGGUGUGGCCAGCAUAGGAGAAUAGGUUGGAAAAGGCCUUGUGAGCUGGUUUCUGAAGACCCCUUAGGGCUGAGCUAGGUUUGUAGGAAACAUAGCUGCUAAGCAUUGUUGGACAGGGAGGGGACAGCUGCACUGUUGGGCCCUGGAUAGGCAGGUGGUGGCAGAAAUGGAAAGGCAGACCAGAUGUGAAGGAGAGAGUCCCUGUCACCCUUCUAAGACCCUGAACAAGAGUUGGGCAGGGUGGGGGGGCAGAGGAGGCUCCCACACCCCUCUCCUCCAUGGCCUCCAUAGCCUGCUCCUUUCUGCAGGUGACCCUGUCCAAGAGCGGCCACCAAGCAUUCCCCUGCCCAGCCCCUCCAUUACCUUCCACCUGUGGACCGGCAAGGAGCAGCUCUGGAAGGAACUGGUGCUCUUCCUCCGCCCAAGAUCCCAGCUGCGCCUCAGUACUGACUUGGAGGUCUUGGAUCUGCAGGGCAUCCGGCCAGACCGGGAGUUGGCCCGGGUGUCUGUGCUGUCCACUGACAGUGGCAUCGAGCGGGACCUUCCCCUGGGGGCUGAUGAGCUACCUGCAUCCAGCAGCCCCGAGAUAGAGCGAGCUGGGCUGCAGCGCAAAGGAGGCAUUAAGAAGCGUGUGUGGCCCCUGGACUUCUUGAUGCCUGGCAGCUGGGACGGGCCCCCAGGGCUGCACCGGAGAACAGGCAGGCCCGGUGGGGAUGGGGAAGUGCUUCCUGGUGUCUCUCGGCUGCACACAGCCCGGGUACUUGUGCUGGGAGACGACAGAAUGCUGGGGCGCCUGGCCCAGGCCUACCACAGACUCAGGAAACGGGAGACCCAGAAGUUCUGCCUCACUCCCAGACUCAGCCUGCAGCUCUACUACAUCCCAGUGCUGGCGCCUGAGAAGCCUGCAGCAUCCAGGCAGCCAGAGCUGGGAGAGCUGGCUGCAUUCCUGGGCCGCGUAGACCCAUGGUACCAGAGCACCAUCAAUACACUGUGCCCCGCCAUCCACAAGCUGGCUGAGAUGGUAGGGGAGGGUGAGGUACCACGGAGGGAAAGAGGGAGGGGCAUGGAGUCUGGGCAGAGGGGAGGAUGGAAGAGCCCAAGUGGGCAGAGAGGGUGGGAUGGGGGUGACAGCAGGCUAUCUUUUCGCACUUGACCCUUGACCUCAAGAGUCCAGUGAGAUGAGGCGGGAAGGAAAUGAGAGAUAGGGGUCCUAACCAGCUAGUGGCUUUGAACUGACUUGUAACACUUACCAGAUGCUUACUCUGGAUUGGACCACUGUGGAAAAGACUAAGUAAAAUAUUCUUUCAUAAGUGUGUAGGGCAAUUAUACUCCUUCUUGUAUGAGCUUCCUGUGAUCCUUUUUAUCAUUUUUUUUUUUAAUUUAAGUUCUGGGACACAUGUGCAGAAUGUGCAGGUCUGUUACCCAGGUAUACAUGUGCCAUGGUGGUUUGCUGCACCUAUC
Molecule: messenger RNA, 1575 nt
Organism: Sapajus apella (tufted capuchin)
Lineage: Eukaryota; Metazoa; Chordata; Mammalia; Primates; Cebidae
Product: phosphoinositide 3-kinase regulatory subunit 6-like
Exons: 4
Coding region: 281-1267 (328 amino acids)
Biological process (GO): positive regulation of MAP kinase activity; G protein-coupled receptor signaling pathway
Cellular component (GO): phosphatidylinositol 3-kinase complex, class IB
Molecular function (GO): 1-phosphatidylinositol-3-kinase regulator activity
Source: RefSeq, a predicted model, not a curated record